Messenger RNA from Auanema sp. JU1783, 597 nucleotides. NCBI's taxonomy places the organism in Eukaryota, Metazoa, Nematoda, Chromadorea, Rhabditida, Rhabditidae. The record is from the annotation of a GenBank genome assembly.
AUGUAUAUACUUAUCUUUGCCCUGAUAUCUUGGGCUGGAGCCAUAGAAUUAACAUUCGAACUGCCGGACAAUUCAGUUCAAUGCUUUUAUGAAGACAUCAAUGCUGGCGUUGAAAAUAUAAUUGAGUUUCAAGUAGUAACAGGUGGACAAUAUGAUGUAGAUAUGACUUUAGAAGAUCCGGAAGGCAAAGUUCUUUACAAAGAUAUCAAAAAACAGUAUGACAGUUUUAAUUGGAAGUCUUCUAUUAACGGAACAUAUAAAGCUUGUUUUUCCAAUGAAUUCUCUACAUUCUCUCAUAAAAUUGUCUACAUGGACUGGCAGUCCGGAGAUAAAGUCAAUGCCAAACCAGUUGAUCCUGGAAGCCCAGUAAAUUUGAUUGAGGGAUCGAUUGCUUCAAUUGGUGAUAAAUUGAGAUCUAUUGAUGAUUAUCAAACUCACCAUCGCUUGAGAGAAGCAACUGGACGUAAACGAGCUGAGCAUUUGAACGAAAGAGUUUUGAUUUGGAGUUUGGGCCAGACUUCAGUUAUUGUUCUUAUUGGAAUAGCUCAAGUUCUUCUCCUUCGAUCAUUUUUUUCGGAUAAGAGAUCAAGAUACUAA